Messenger RNA from Coccinella septempunctata (seven-spotted ladybird), 969 nucleotides. RefSeq lists its product as uncharacterized. The record is from RefSeq and is a predicted model, not a curated record. NCBI's taxonomy places the organism in Eukaryota, Metazoa, Arthropoda, Insecta, Coleoptera, Coccinellidae. The transcript is spliced from 2 exons. Bases 1 to 969 code for a protein of 322 amino acids.
AUGGCUCAAGAAGAAAAUUCUACUGGACGGAAUGGUCUUAUUGGAAAAAUUCAAGAAUUCAAUUUCAACAUAUCUGAUUGGACCAUUUAUAAAGCAAGACUCGAUAAUUAUUUCGAGGCAAAUAACAUCACCGGAGUUAAGAGACGAGCGAUCUUCCUCAACAUGUUGGACGAAGACUCUUAUCGUCUUAUGUUUGAUCAAUGCAGCCCAGUGAAGCCGGAACAAAAAAGUUAUGAACAGCUGUUAGAAAUAUUCGAUAAACAUUUCGCUCCGGUUCAUACUCCUUUUGCGGAGAGAAUAAAAUUUUACGAAUCCGAAAGAGGACCGGAAGAAUCUCCAAAUGAGUGGGUAGCACGUGUGCGAAGAUUGGCCAUACAGUGUGAAUUUGAUAACCACCUCGAGACGGUUCUCCGAGAUAAAUUUAUUUGUGGAUUUGGUAAGGGACUUGUCUUAGACCGACUUCUAGAAGAGAAAAUCACCAUUUACCUGGCGGAUGCAGUGAAGAUAGCCAAUCACAAAAUGGCGGCACUCUCUUCCUUUGGAUGUAAAAAUGGCCAGGGCCAGGAUGGACAGCAAGACGAAAAUCCAGUCAAACAGGAAGUGACGCAAACUACUGAAGCAUCAUCAGCUUCCUCAGAAUUGGGGUGCGCAGCACGGCCAUUACCUGAUGCUAUCAGAGAUCUUGUUGAACAGGAAAUUAAUAGACUUGUUGAUGUAGGUAUCCUGACACCGGUGAGCUUCAGCGAAUGGGCGACUCCUGUGGUGCCAAUAAUUAAGAAAAAUGGAGAUAUUAGGCUAUGUGCGGACUUCAAGGUUACAAUAAACCCUCACAUUCAAGUGGAUCAAUACCCAAUUCCUCGCAUAGAGGAUCUGUUUGGUAGGCUGCAAGGAAGAGAACAAUUCACAAAGUUGGAAUUAUCACAAGCAUACCAGCAGAUAGCUGUGGAUGAGCCCUCUAAAAGCUCUUAA